This is a messenger RNA of Folsomia candida, 1689 nucleotides long. Its product is annotated as isoprenyl transferase. Bases 105 to 1076 code for a protein of 323 amino acids. Gene Ontology annotation, cellular component: endoplasmic reticulum. The transcript is spliced from 6 exons. Gene Ontology annotation, molecular function: ditrans,polycis-polyprenyl diphosphate synthase [(2E,6E)-farnesyl diphosphate specific] activity. The record is from RefSeq and is a predicted model, not a curated record. Gene Ontology annotation, biological process: polyprenol biosynthetic process. Lineage: Eukaryota; Metazoa; Arthropoda; Collembola; Entomobryomorpha; Isotomidae.
ACCAUACCCACAUUCUAACUACGCAUCGAUGAAGUAUCUCACCAUCGAUUUCUUCCCACUUUACUAGAAAGUGGAGCAUUUUAAGAAAAAAAUAAUUCCUCAAAAUGACAGAAAUGGACACUUAUUCUCUCUCCUUGCUGGAAAUUUUGGCCACGUCAGUUGCAAAAAUGGGCCCAAUACCGGAUCACAUUGCCAUCAUAAUGGAUGGAAAUCGCCGCUAUGCGAGAACAAAAGGGUUAAACACUGUGAACGGGCAUGAAGCUGGGUCAAGGGUGAGCCUCGGUUUGGAAGAGUGGAUCAGAGCGAUCGGAUGUAACGAACUUACCGUUUACGCCUUCUCCUCCGAAAACUUUAAGCGCACUAAGGAAGAAAUCGCAGGCGUGAUGGAUGUCAUUUAUAAAAAGAUUGGAUCUAUGAUACAAGAUGUUGAAACCGGAAAAAAUAGGGAUACGAGUUUCCAAGUGAUCGGAAAUUGGGAAAGUAUUCCGUCAAAGUUGAAAUUUCGCUUGGCAAACUUGAUGCAGAAAACGAAAAACUUUAAACCCUUCAAGCUCAAUAUGGCCGUGGGGUAUACAGGUCGGGAAGGCAUUCUUCGAAGUUUGAACGCAUUUGAAGGUACCAAAUCCGACAAGGUCAACGAUAACUCGGACAUAAUCCCGCCAUCCAAAUGGAACGAGUAUUUAAUCGAACAGGCCCAAAAUCUGAGUGACAUGAAACCCGUGGACCUGCUAAUUCGGACCGGGGGAGAUCUGCGACUAUCCGACUUCAUGAUGUGGGAGGCCAGCCACGCCUAUGUCCACUUCAUUCCUACCACCUGGCCUGAAUUUAGCUUCACUGAUUUUAUCCACGCCAUUUUCAAGUACCAGUUGCACCGAUAUGGGGUGCCAAAACAGCUUUCUGCAAAACAGUCCCUAUCCCGGGAGGAAAUGACUUUCGCGGAAAAAAUGUUGCAACUACCACGCACAGAACGGUGGACAAGGAUUGUUCGAAUGGGAAACAAGGAUGUCCCACUGGAGGAAGUUGAAGCGGAAUAUUCUCCAAACAAUGAAAAGUUUUCAGGCGCUGUUAAAUUUUAAAUGACCAAAUGACCACAAUUUCCAACAUUAUGUAUGUACGGGUACAUAUGCAUGUAUGUAUGCAUGUUUGUACAUAUGUAGGUAUGUACAUACUCCUGUUUUAUUAUCUAUAAAACCUUAUGGUAAAAGGUGAAGUUAAAACCCAUUAAAAGGUUUCCACCUGGUUCAUGAAAUUCGCACCUAUUUCCUUUCAAAAACUCGGUGUUAAUUAAUGUGCAAUUACCAGAAAAAAAUUAGUACUUAGGUAAUAAAAACUGCGAAAUAUAUGUUAAUCUGAUUUAUACACAUUUGUUUAUAUGCACCAAAGCUACAAGCGGUAUGAAUGAAGUUUUUGAGAGGAACUGGGAAUUUAUCAAAAAAUUAUGCGACUUCAUGACCUGGCCUGGAGGGGGUGGUGCGUUUUACCCCAAAAUUUAAUUGGAUCCUCCCCCAUCGUCAUUUUUGGCGGAAGCUGAUCUCGUCGAAUUAUUGGAGCUCGUCGAAACUGGCUUAAUCUUAGCUUAAAAAACUCACCGCCAUUUUAUUCAUCUAUGAUGACUAUGCAAUUUCGUCGUCCAGAAUUUUAAAAUAAAUUCCCAAAGCCGUGCAAUAAUAAAAAAUGUGUUUUCCAUAA